GACACAUUUGAAAAGAAUAGACUAUCGGGGAGCCAUAGCAGCUUCUACCACAACUCUACAAUGCCGGAUUCCACUGAAGAAUUUGAGCCCUUGUUCGAUUACAGCCGCGUUCAGCCUCUCAAUUUCGUGUGCCUCGAAGAUGAUGAUGAUGCGGAUGCAUCUCCAGCUUUCUUCCCAAAACGGAGGAAGAUUUCCGAACCUGUUGUUGUUGAGGAUGUGGAGGAAAAUGCGAAGGUCAUACAAAUCGGGGACGGUGACAAAAAGGACGAUUUGGAUUGGCUAGCACCUCCACCAAAGGUUUCGAGGGAUAUUCAGAAGAUUGUUGGAGAGGAUUCUACCAUAACGAAGUUAAGGUUAAAAAAGCAAGAGCUCGUGUCAUUUGCACAAUCAGCUGAAGAUUUGUUGCGAGCUGUGGAGGAGUCUGCAAAAAGAGAACUCGGGAAUUCAAGGCAGUCCUCUCUGGAGGCUGUCUCUGACCAACCAUCAAAGCCUUCCUGUGAAAGAGUUAAGAUAGUUAUUUCUAUUCAGGACAAGGAUGGGCUGAAACAAUUUCGCAUAUACAUGGAUGACUCCUUUGGGCGGCUCUUCAAAAUGUAUGCAGAUAGAGUUAAGCUGGACAUAGAGAAAUUAGCAUUUAGUUUUGAUGGGGAUAAAAUAAACCCAGCAGCAACCCCUGAUGGCCUUGGUAUGGAGGAUAAUGACAUUAUCGAGGUGCAUGUUAAGUCGAGCUGAUUGAGGUUUACGCUUCAACCAUGGCAAUAGUUCUUUUCUGUUUGUUGGUUGUGCAAUAUUUGGCCCUGAAUCUUUGGCGCCAUGGAUAUUUCUGAAAUCGCUUGGAAAAACAGUUUUUGCAACAAGCUGAAGCGGCUCAGUCAUGAACAAUAAUUGAGAAAAGAGUGCCAAUUUUCUUAUUUGGCCCUGUAUUUAUUGAAACUUUUUUUUUUGGGAUAACUCGCUUGAGCUUUUUUGUCAUGGAUUCAUGCAACAAUUGCCUGUGCAGAUGUUCUAGUGCAAUAAAUUCCCAUAUUGUUUC
Molecule: messenger RNA, 1033 nt
Organism: Juglans regia (Persian walnut)
Lineage: Eukaryota; Viridiplantae; Streptophyta; Magnoliopsida; Fagales; Juglandaceae
Exons: 7
Coding region: 61-732 (223 amino acids)
Source: RefSeq, a predicted model, not a curated record